Messenger RNA from Photinus pyralis (common eastern firefly), 565 nucleotides. Its product is annotated as allergen Tha p 1-like. NCBI's taxonomy places the organism in Eukaryota, Metazoa, Arthropoda, Insecta, Coleoptera, Lampyridae. The transcript has 2 exons. The record is from RefSeq and is a predicted model, not a curated record. Bases 42 to 440 code for a protein of 132 amino acids.
GCAAAAUUCAUCAGUCAAGUGCUUUCGCUUCGCAAUUAACGAUGAAUAAAGUAAUACUUGUAAGUAUGUUAGUCCUCGUCGCAUCGGUUUGGGGUCGCCCCGCCGACGAUGAAGACUUCGAUAAAUUGGACGUCGACGAAAUUUUAGCAAGUGAAAGACUUGUGAACAAUUACAUUGGAUGUGCCAAAAAAAUAUCACCGUGUACCAAGGAGGGCCUAAAAUUGAGAGAGCUCGUGCCAAAAACACUCAAAAACAAAUGUGCCGACUGCAGUGAAGAACGGAAGGCAAAAGUUUAUAAGAUACUCGAAUGGAUGAUCCAAAACAGGCCCGAUGAUUUCUUGGAAAUCGAAACUAUGUACGAUAAAGAGCACGUAUACAGAGGAGAGUUUGCGGAUGAAUUGAAGAGUCGCAACAUUGUGUUGCCACCCUUAAAGUCAUAACUAUGAAAGUUUCCUUAACUCGAAAAUGGACUGUUGUCGUUCCUUUAGGUAUAACUAAAAAUUAAGUUAUAUUUUUAUGUGAACCAUUUAAAUUGAUGUUAUUACACGUUAUUGCAUAUUUUAAA